CUCCCUGGGGGACUUAGGAGUUCUGGAGCCCCUGCGUGACCCACUGGGCUUCUGGGUGGGGGCCAACCCCGAAAUGGGGGGAGGGGGCAGUGGUGUUUGCAUGGGUGGGAUCAGGACCAGGCGCUGUGUCUCCAUCCCAGACAGCGGGCAGGGUGAUGCUUUUUGGCCCCAGGUGGUGCCACCAGGAGCCAGAGGUCAGCCAGGGAGCAGGGGGGUGCUCCCUGCCCGCCGGUGGUGGCAGGGUGGCCUCCAGAGGCCAGAGAGGUCAUGUCCCCACCGUGGCUUGACUCAGUGCGUGGCCAUGCCCUGCUCACGGCUGGCCACUGACGCAGGUGCUGGGGACUCAGGGUGCAGGAAUGCGGGUGGCCCUGGCCGAGGGACAGUGGGGACGUCCCUCACCUCUCAUUGACUUGCUGGCAUUGAGGCCAGCUUGUCCUUAUUAAUUAGAAGGCACUAUUAAAGUGGGAGGGUGAGGUUUUGCAGCUCUGCUGUCCCCUGUGUCCCUGCACCUGCGGCUCCCCUCACCUGGGACACGUCCUGCUCGGGGAGGGGGACCUGUGCUGGCAAACCCCCAUCUUCUCUCCCCUCCAGGUGCCUGUGGAAGACGCAGGGAACUGGCAUGGCGCAGCCCAGUGCACCCCCCCUCUAUGAUGACAAGAACCCCCUGUACCCCCCGCCCCCAGGGGGGUACCCCCAGCCCCCCCACUAUGCCAGGGGGUACCCGCAGCCUGAGGGAUACCCUGCAGCAGGGGGGUAUGCACAGCCAGGGGGGUAUCCAGCAGCAGGGGGAUACCCCCAGCCAGGGGUGGCCAUGCCCACCAUGCCUGUUCGGUUUGGUGCUGAUGGCAUCGGGGACGGUUCCCCCUUCCAAUCGUCUGACUGGGACGACAGGAAAGUCCGGCACACCUUCAUCCGCAAGGUCUAUGCCAUCAUCUCCCUGCAGCUGCUGAUGACAGUGGGGAUCAUUGCUGUGUUCACCUUUGUCUCCCCAGUCCACACCUUCGUCCGGAAGAAUGUCGCUGUCUACUAUGCCUCAUAUGCCGUGUUCCUGGUGACCUACUUGGUGCUGGUCUGCUGCCAGGGUCCCCGGAGACGCUUCCCCUGGAACAUCAUCCUGUUGAGCAUCUUUACGCUGGCCAUGGGGCUGAUGACAGGGACAAUCGCCAGCAUGUACCAGACCAGUGCUGUCCUCAUCGCCAUGCUCAUCACUGCCAUCGUGGCCAUUGUUGUCACCAUCUUCUGCUUCCAGACCAAGGUUGAUUUUACGUCAUGUCCAGGGCUCUUCUGUGUGCUCGGCAUCGUGGUCAUGGUGACUGGGAUUGUCACUGCCAUUGUCCUCUCCUUCAAAUAUGUCCCCUGGCUCCAUAUGCUGUAUGCGGCCAUUGGCGCCAUUGCCUUCACCCUGUUCCUUGCCUAUGACACCCAACUUGUGCUGGGGAACAGGAAGAACACGCUGAGCCCCGAGGAAUAUAUCUAUGGUGCCCUCACCAUCUACACUGACAUCGUCUACAUCUUCACCUUCAUCCUGCAAAUUGUGGGCCGGGAUUAGCCCCAGGACCCUUCCUGUCCCCUGCCCUGCUCCCCCUAACCCCCUCUUCUGGCCUCUCUACAGGAUAUGGUGACUUACCAUGACUCCUAAUGCUUCAGCAUCCCUACCCGUAGGCUGAUAAGGGCUUCCCUUGAUCACCCCCCACAAGCCUCCAGGGGUGGUGGUGGGGGGUACCAGCCACCGGUGUUUGGGCAGUGCCUGGCCUUGGCUCUGCUCACCGAGGCUGUGCCAGUAGUGCCGAGCUGGCAGCAGAGUGCCAUGGUCCUGCCUGGGCAUGGGGAGCUGGCAGCAGCCACUGGGAUUGUGCUGGGAUUUUUUUGGCAGAGCCGGGUCAGUGUCAUUCACUUGGUGCCUUAAAUGUGGCUCCGGCCGUGCCCCCCCACCCAGCUGUGGCAGCGCCCAGUGCAGGUAGGGGGGGAUCAGCUGGGACCCCUGUGGUGGAACUCAUGGCAGAGCUCACGUUACAUAGGCCCCACAGCCAUGGAUGUGGGCAAAGUUGCACUUGCUAAAUAAAACACUCUAAUUUUCCAGAUA
Phalacrocorax carbo (great cormorant) is the source of this 2083-nucleotide messenger RNA. Lineage: Eukaryota; Metazoa; Chordata; Aves; Suliformes; Phalacrocoracidae. The record is from RefSeq and is a predicted model, not a curated record.